AUGGCCGCAACAGGGUCUGUUCCAACUCCAGUUGGCUUUCUGGGGAUGAGUGGCCUGGCAUUGAGAAUCUUUUACGGCCUUCUCAGCAACCCAGAGUAUAUUGUCCGGAUAUACGACAACAAUGCACCUGAUAAAGCCAGGAUCAGUGCUCUAGGUGGAACUUUUUGCCAACACCCUGAGGACGUCGCAGCGAAUGCCGAACAUCUUAUCUGCUUGGCUGAUAGACCCGAGCUUGAGCGUCUGUUUUUUGGCCGCGACUCCACUAUCCUCGAAGUACUGCCCGUUGGAUGCUCAGUUCUCCUGUGCUCAGUUAUGGACACCAAUUUUUACAACGCUUUAGAAGUUCACCUUUCGAGGCUUGGUCGAUCAGACAUCCUUCUAAUAGACUCCCCGAUAUGCUCAAAUCCAACGAAUGACACGCAGGGGGACAUGGCAGUCUUUGCUGCUGGAAGACAAGAGGCUUUACGCAGAAACACAAGUCUUUUGGACGAAAUAUCGGAUAAAUGGUUCGUGAUUCCUGGUACCUUAGGAGUUGCCAGUAAGGUCCAGCUCAUACAUCAGAUGCUCGUUGGCAUUCAUAUUUCUGCAGCCACAGAAGCAAUAUCAUUUGCUAUUAAACAGGGAUUAGAACCUUUCGAGAUUUCCAAUAUUGUCAAAACUACUAGUGGCAGCUCCAGAGUCUUCCAGGCUUGCAUGCCAGAAAGCUUGGGCAAUUGGACUGCUGAUCCAACUCUUAAAAAUCUGGCCAAUGAUCUGUCCCUCAUUACGUCUAUGGCUCGGUCAUUACAGUUCCCACUCCCUUUAUCUGAAGCCGCAGGGCAGCUCUACACCAGAGGCACUAGACAAGUCACUGCCAAAGAGGAAGACACUGAUACCAACCUAAUGCGCGUCCAUAGUCCUAGCUUCACGCAUAAUACCGAAACACGCCAUGGUUCACAGAUUUUUUUCAGCCAGUCGAACAGAAUCGAUUUGGACUAUUAUCAGUUCCCCAUCUCGACAAUUAGUGUAAUAGGAUUGGGUGCCACAGCCAGGGAAGUGGCUACAUCACUCCUUCGAGCAGGCUACGUGGUGCAAGGCUAUGGCGUCGUUCCUAACACUUCAGAGAGAGCUUCUCAAAUUGAGAGCAGUUUUUUCCCCGCCAAAUCCUUCGUGGAAGCAGUCCGAGGUACACAAGUGGUGGUAAUUUCAGUGCAGAGCGCAGUCCAAGUCGAUGACGUUCUUUUUGGCCCAGAAGAGGUAGUAGAGAACCUUUCCAAUAAUGCUGUCAUCAUUAUCAGCUCUUCUGUUCCUCCUUCUUAUAUGAAAACCCUUCCAGGUCGGCUUGGGCGCCUCAGAAGCGAUAUAAGUAUUUUGGACGCCCCUGUGUGUGAAUGGGCAACUGAUACCGCCGACGGUACUCUAAAUAUUAUGAUUUCGGGAGACGAUUCUACUAUCCGAAAAGUCAAGGCCCCACUACUAGCCAUGACCAAAGAUAUUUCCAACUUGCAACAAGUUCGAGGAGGAAUAGGUGCCGCUUCAUCUAUCAAUCUCAUCAACCAGGUUUUGGCAGGGAUCCAUAUUUCAGCUGCUGGAGAGGCUUUGAGUUUCGCGGCACGACUGGAACUUGACCCAAAUGUUGUGUUUGAUGUGUUAAUUAACACUUCAGCAUGGAGUUAUAUGCUGGAAAGCAGAGGGCCGCAAAUCCUCGAUGCGGACUGGACACCAAUCGUGCCUCUUUCCACGUUUAUGAAGGCUGUGGCUAUGUUUACUGAGGAGGCUAGGCAAUUGAAGCUCCCCUCUCUAAUAUCAUCUGCAACUGAUAUUAUAUACAAUGCUGCGGCUGCUAAUGGCUGGGAAAAUGAGGGAGACGCGGGUGUGGUUCGCUUCUGGGAGCUUCUCACCACCGUGUCUGUGGCCAAUUCGGUACAAGAGGCUGCUGAAAGUUGUAUUUCGGGGGCAGAAUCCUAG
Messenger RNA from Clonostachys rhizophaga, 1947 nucleotides. The record is from the annotation of a GenBank genome assembly. NCBI's taxonomy places the organism in Eukaryota, Fungi, Ascomycota, Sordariomycetes, Hypocreales, Bionectriaceae.